UCACCAGUCCAUUCUAGUAAACGUCAACAAAAAUAACGCGUAGGAGUGGAAAACUCUCGGUGAAUAUCACUUCUUUUGAUACACGUAAUUUCAGUUUUGAAGCACAUCUAGCUACGAAGAACAUUUUAAGGAGUUGAAGUGCUAUCUUGAUCCAGUCUCCGUUCCUCAGGAUACCCAAACGAUCUGUACGGAGGAGAAGUUUCGUUUCUUGUUCGAUUGUGCACGUAAUCUGCGGUUUGGUGAGAUCAGCUGCCCCUACAGGGCCCCGCCUUCCUAUUGCUGUAUUUCCGUAGCCUGAACGUAAAUAACCACCACGUACACAUGACUUGCUCGUGCUGCUCACUGCACUGUCAUCGCACCUGGCGCUCAGCGUAGGACUAGAACUGUUUGUGUGACUUGUGUGUUAAUUGUUCCGUCGGAGUGAACAUGGUCAUUGCUGUCUCACGCACAGAUUUCACAACUACUUGACUCAUCAUUGCCUGUGGGACCAUUCAGACGUCUAAAACAGAGAGAAUUAAGGAUUAACUUUCAGGAGAUCCACUGUUAUUUUGCAUUUUUGUUAAGCUCAAACCCUUAAUGAUUCUGUAACCUUUUUUUGUUUGUUUGGAGUUCAGAGAAAAGAACAAAAUGGCAGGUCAUUUUAGGACGUUUCAAUAUUUUGCUAUCUUGUUCAUUAUUUUUUGUAAUUGUAUAGUCGGUAGUUUUGGACUGAUUGCAUCUGUGAGUGCAUUGAUAAGUGGGAGUGGUGUGAGUGUGGGAGAGGAGGGCAGUAUUGAAAUCGUACAGGGUACACUUGGAACCGUGAGGCUAAUUGGAAAACAUUUCAAUAAUGACAUCAUGAUAUGGAUAACUACUGAAGCAGCCGCCAGGGGAACAGUUUGUGAUGAUUCUUUCCAGCGAGAAGAUACCGUUUCUUUCACAGAAGUGAGCGGCGAUGGUAAUGAUACUAGUGCUACAGGCUCCCCCAAUACUGGAACCAUAGAUAUUGUGUUGAAAAGUCAGGAGACUGUUUACUACCUAUGCCUUCAGCAGCCGGAUGGUUCUGCAUGGCUUCACCAAGGUACAGAUCAGUGGUUGACGAUCGUUACAAAGGCUCCCCCGCAGCCAUUACUUCCACUGUGGCUCCAGAUCAUCUUCAUCGUGAUCCUGCUUAUUCUAUCUGGACUCUUCAGUGGCCUCAACCUUGGUCUGAUGGCCCUUGAUCCUGUGGAACUCCAGAUCCUUCAGAAUGCGGGAUCCAGCAAAGAGAAGAAGUAUGCCAAGCUGAUCAUUCCGAUCCGGCGGAUGGGCAACUAUCUCUUGUGUUCCCUGCUUCUCGGUAAUGUUCUUGUGAACACCACCCUGACUGUUCUCCUAGAUGACCUUUCAUCUGGGAUCUGGGCAGUCCUUGGAGCAACAGCAGGCAUUGUCAUAUUCGGUGAGAUUAUUCCUCAAGCAAUCUGUUCCCGCCACGGUCUGGCUGUCGGUGCGAAGACAAUCUACCUAACACGCUUCUUCAUGGUAUUAACUUUCAUUAUUUCGUAUCCGAUCAGUAAACUCCUGGACCUGAUCCUGGGAAAGGAGAUAGGAGCUGUUUAUGAUCGAGUUCGGCUAUUAGAGCUGCUGCGAGUGACGGACGAAUACAAUGAUCUUGCAAAAGAAGAAGUGAACAUCAUUUCAGGCGCUUUAGAACUCAGAAAAAAAUGUGUCAAGGAUGUGAUGACUCCGCUUGGCGAUUGCUUCAUGCUUGAUGAAGAAGCCAUUCUGGACUUCAAUACUGUGACAGACAUCAUGCACAAAGGAUUCACUAGGAUCCCUGUCUUCAGUGGAACACGGGACAACAUCAUUGCCAUUCUCUUUGUCAAAGAUCUCGCCUUUGUGGACCCUGAUGACUGUACCCCACUCAAGACGGUCAUCAAGUUCUACCAGCAUCCUAUCAACUUUGUGUUUGAAGACACCACCCUUGAUCUCAUGCUCCAAGAAUUUAAGAAAGGUCAAUCCCACAUGGCGAUCGUAAACCAAGUGAACAGUGAAGGCGAAGGAGACCCAUUCUACGAGGUGCUAGGAUUGGUUACUCUUGAAGACGUCAUAGAAGAAAUCAUCCAAUCAGAGAUCGUGGACGAGACGGAUGUUUAUCUGGAUAACAAGACGAAGCAGUUCGUGGGUCAUACUAACAAGCGGGACUAUUCCAUCUUUGCCCGGGAAGGGGAGUUAGCACGACCCAAGAUCACGCCUCAGCUUACCCUCGCUACAUUCCAGUUCCUGUCAACAUCUGUGGAUCCCUUCAAGGUAGAGAAGAUAUCCGAGACGAUCCUCCACCGCCUCCUGGACCAAGACAUCAUCUUUGAGGUGUUCCUACCAGAGAAGAAGGCUCCUCUCUUCCUCUACCAGCGGGGCAAACCAGCCGAUCACUUCAUCAUGAUCCUACAGGGUCGCGUAGAGGUCACCAUCGGCAAAGAGAACAGUCUCUUCGAGCAGGGGGCAUUCUCCUUUUACGCACAGCACGCCCUCACUGGUACAAAUCAACAAAUUGAUAACAAGCACAGUGGUAGCCGAGCUAGUGUAAGGAGUAUAGGUAGCGCUAGCAACCCGUCUCCACCAUCAGCCUACAUCCCAGAUUUCACUGUCCGUAUCCUCACCAAUGUCCAGUACAUCAAGGUGACCCGUGUCCAGUACAACGCUGCCCGUGCUGCCACCAAGAUGGAGCGGGAGAGCCAUGGAGACGUACACGUUGCUGCUCAACAGUCCAAGGAGCUCUUUGAGAAUGAGUGGCAGAAGGCCGUAAACCAGGAGAAGUUUGAACAGAGUGUGGAGGAUGCCAGCAAGGACAACAACGUCAAGAGUUUUCAGGUCGGCAACCAGAAGAAAGAUGAGAAGUUGUGACAUAAGGAGCAACCCUAAACUGAGCGAAGCUGGAUGUCAGUGCAUUUAUAGAUCCAGUGGAAAAAACUCUUAAACAGCAUCAGACUGAAAGAGAAUUUAUAAGAGUUAAAGCGGGCAGGAUUCAUAGAGUUUUAAUACAAGUAUUUCUUUUGAUGAUUGGAUUUUUCAAGCAUGGAGGGGGGGGGGGGGGGGAGGUGAUCAUUUUAUAGUUUAUAAUGCAAUUUCUGUGAAACACACGAGACGUACACUUUUAUAUCCCCAUAGUUCAAAUGAAGAAAAAAAAUGAACCGAAUAAAGUUAGAUUUGAGAUGAAGAUGCAAUAGGAAUUAAAAUGAUGAAGAUGAUGGAUUUGUAUGGUUCUACUAGCUGUAUUAACAAAAGAGAUGAUAACAAAUAAUUUGUUUUCAGCUAGAGAUUAUAAAAUCAAUAUCAAAAAAUUAUCAGGCAUGCUAUAAGUUGACAGUUAAUAUUAUAAAGAAAAUGUAGGAUAAUAUAUAAACUGCCAUACGGAACCCAAGUUUGACCAUGCACGCCUUAUUCUACUACGAGCAUGUAAGGAGCCAUUGAGUAAACUAGUCGACCCAGCCGCUUUUGUGUUUAUUGAAAGUGCAUUCGAACCUGCAAAAUAUCUUUACAGGAGUAAUAUUUGAAGCUCAUGUUUUGAUCAAAAUAUAGCAACAAGGCACCCCUUAAAAUACUGUCAACAUCAAUUAUAAUGAUGGUAAUAAAUUAAUUGCAUGUCCUACCUUAAACAUAUAUGUAUGAUGGUUUUCCUUCAAGAAUCUGAUUUUCUACUUUUUUGUGUGUAAACUAAAUCUGCAUGACUAUUAAUCAUCUACGGUAAAUGAAUGCAAAGAAACCAAAACCUCAAUAUCAACUUAGUCAGUUCAUGUGUAUUUAGGGAUAGUGAAGUUUCCUACACUUUUAAGAGACAUAUUUAUUUAGUGAACUUUUCUAGGAGCUGGUGGUAUUUAGGGAGCAAGUGCAAAUUAUAAUUAUCCAUAUUCCACAGUAAAGGAGAUAUUGUACAUAUUUUCUUAUUGAAUAGUUCGAUUUUUCAUGUUGAAUAUUUUUCUUUAUCGCUGUGGCUUCAACAGACUGCAUGGUAUAUAAAAGAAAUAAUAUUUUGUACUAAGAAUGAGAAAAGGAAUGGUGCUAGCUUUAAUUUGAAAAAUGCAUGAUUUUUUUUAUUAUUUUUAAUUCAGUUGGAUAAAAAGUUACUGUGAAUCAGCUGUAACUGAUUUAAAUUGAAGAAACUAUUUAUUAUUUGAUUAAUACAACAUUAUAUAACUAUCGGAGCUUUAUACAGGCAAUGAAGUAAUGCAUGUUGUAGAUUGAAUGUUUACUUCACAUGCACAUUAUUGAUAUGUAUACAAUCUACACAAGAGGAAUGCUGGGUAUUUAGAUGAUCUUCAAGAGUUUAUGUCAGACAUAUUACCACUUGCUACUCUGUUCGCAACAUCACAUAGUUGUACCUCAUUCACAGUAGGCAUUUGACCUGGUGCUGACCUCUGAGCUGAUUUGGAGCGAAUUCAAUUCUGAUUUCUCCUGCACAAACUUAACACGCUUUACGAUGCAACUCGGGCUUGAAUCCGGCCAAUUUCCCGUUUUAAAUCGGUUUCCCCCCAUGUUUGUUUAAAUCAUGGUGUGUUUUUUUCUUCCAAAAAUAGAAACCAGUAGUCCCUGAGAUCGAUGUAAAUCCAGUAUAAAAUUAGGGGAGUGAGUUGCCGUCUUUUUAAGACUUACUUGAAUGCCUCGCGCUAGUGCUUGGCACCUCGAUUUGCUUAUUUUGUUUGUAACUCUCACUAUCACCUCUGAUCCGGCCCAAAUCUGAUGCGAGAAUGACUAGUUUUGAAUGAAACCAGUGAUAACUAGUGGGUUAAAAUUCAAGGGAGAUGUACGAUCAAAAUGAGCUGCUGCCCUAUUUUCAUUAGCAUUUCUUGCAUGUUAUGUAUCUCCCACGUGGUCUUUUCCAGGCUGUCUCGUAUUUGGCAAUGAGUAUGCCCUGCUCAAAUUUAAUGCAGUUCAAGACUGAAUUGAGUGUGAAUGCAUUCAACUGAGUUUAUUAGGGUUAAACUCUCUGGUUAAGUCAGCAUCAAGCUUGUACCCAUGCACUGUGAAUGGGGUAUGGGAUUGUAUGAUUCACGCUCCUGCAACAUUAACUGAGACCAAGGACCAAACCUUACCUUACCCUAACCCUAAAGGGUCGUUCAGAUAUGAUGCGCAAAACGCAAAGUUUCUUAAAAUGAUGACAUAAAGUAUAACACGCUUUACAUUUAUAUAAAUGUAAUGCUUCCUGGGAGAAAUUUCAAUUGUUUAAACAUAUUACUGGGUGUAAGCCACAAAUAUGUUUAAAUAACGCUUUACAUUGUUGUAGCUUAGAACAGAGCUCAAUGAAUAUGUGCAAGUCUUUUGUUGUGCAUAAUUACCAUUCAUUUACACGAUUAAAAAAACGGCAGAUUUUUUGCGGCGCGUUUACCAUACCAUAUCUAAACAAUCCUUAACCCUACAUUUUUUACGAAAUAAAGCAAAGACGAAUUGUAGCUGGAGAAAAUUUCAGAUUAAUGGGUAGAGGUAACCCAUUCAGACUGGAAAUAUUAAAAUUCGAAAAUGAUCAGCUUUUCAAAUUCAAAUUGGCUGUGAUUGUUUUUUAUUGCAAUGUUUUUCUAAUCAGAAGUCAUGUAUAUCACACCAACAUAUUAGACCAUAUGAGAUGUAGAUUGAUGAGAUGGAAUAUCAUAUCAUUCAAGAGUCUCUCAAAGUUCUAAUAUGAACUGUCUUUAGAAGUUUAUUCGGUUACAGCAGCAUUUAUAACUUUAUAUUCAACAAUGUGCUAGCCUCAAAGUUGUACGAACACGUAAUGUUUGUUCUCCAUGCCGAUGAUGUCAUCAUAUCUCGUGAUUAAAGCAUUUUAAUAUCAAUUUUGAUGUA
Molecule: messenger RNA, 5793 nt
Organism: Strongylocentrotus purpuratus (purple sea urchin)
Lineage: Eukaryota; Metazoa; Echinodermata; Echinoidea; Camarodonta; Strongylocentrotidae
Product: metal transporter CNNM2
Exons: 6
Coding region: 628-2862 (744 amino acids)
Biological process (GO): magnesium ion homeostasis; transport
Cellular component (GO): plasma membrane
Molecular function (GO): transmembrane transporter activity
Source: RefSeq, a predicted model, not a curated record